AUGGACCUGGUCUGUAAGACAGUCAUCUUUCUGUUGGUUUCUCUCAGCCUUUGCAUAGAUGGGAGAUUUGCUUGGAAUUUUCCCGCCAUUGCUGGGCCUCUACCCAGUGAGCUGGCAGAGAGACUGGGGCUGCAGGACCAGAUCCUGACCAGGGACCAGCAGGGCCCUGCCGUGGCUGAAGCCCAGGGUUCCCUUUGCCAGCCAGAGCUCUUGGCUUCCGAGCUGCCCCGGUACUUGGGGCAGCUCCGUGAGCUCGGGGUGACACACUACAAGCUCUUCCUGCCAUGGGCACGCCUUCUUCCCCAGGGCAGGGCCAUGGAGGCAGAUGGAGCCCAGGUGUCCUGCUACCGGCAGCUGCUGGAGGCCCUGGCUGCCGCAGAGCUCCGAGCCCUGCUGGUUCUGCACCGCGGCCGCGUCCCCGGCGCCGUGGCUGCUCAGGCGGGCGGGAGGAGAGCCAGGCCUUUUUCUGAGCUCUUUGUGGAGUAUGCAGAUUUCAGCUUCCGUGCCUUUGGGGACCUGGUGGAUGUGUGGCUGUCCUUCAGUGACCUGCCAGAGGUCCUUCAAAGCCUGCCCUACACUGAGCCCCAGGAACGAGUCCAGGCCGUGGCUGCUGCCCAUGAGGGAUUUUACACCGCGCUCCAUGAGGAAAUCUCAGCAGCAGGUGGAAAGCUGUCUAUUGACAGUGUUUCAUCAGAAUUGUUUGCAGUUUCUUUUCAGCAUGAUUAUUUAUUUUCCUUUUCUUUUUUCUAGAAUUCAGUAGACUUCGUGUCUCUUGACGUUCAGUACCAUUGUGGACAUGAAACAGAUUUCUACAAGAAAAUGAAUGAGUCCCAAAGUGUCUGGAAGGACAAAGACAUCUUGGUUUUUAAUUUAAAAGCCCUUGACUGUGCCUCCAUGGAAGAGCAUCCUUUCAUACCAGUAGCUGCUGUUGUCACAACUAUUAAUAAAGAAGCACAUAUGAUUGGAUGUGACAUUAAUGAGUUCUUGGACUACGUACCUCAUGUUUUAAGGUACUAUAAAAAUAUUUUAACUUCUAUUUAUUGUAUUUCCAGUGAAACAAAUACUCUACAGGAAAACCCAGAUGCUGUUCUUGCCCCUCAGUCCUCCUAUCAAACAGUCUGGGAAAUGUUUGCUGAACAGUCUGAAUCGGAGAGGGAUUCUUUCCUGCAAGAUGUUUUCCCAAGUGGGUUCCUCUGGGGCACAUCCACAGGUGCCUUUAACAUCGAAGGAGCUUGGGCAGAGGAUGGGAAGGGAGAGAGCAUCUGGGACCAGUUUGGGCAUGAGGGCCAUGUCCACCUGAAUCAAACAGCAGACGUGGCCUGUGACAGCUACUAUAAAACCAGCUAUGACAUUUACCUGCUCAGGGGUCUUCACCCCCAGCUGUACAAAUUUUCUGUAUCCUGGUCUAGAAUUUUGCCUGCUGGCACCAAGAAGACCAUCAAUUCCAAGGCUGUUGAUUAUUACAACCACUUAAUUGACAACUUGUUAGACUCUGACAUUGAGCCCAUGGUGACUCUCUUCCACUGGGACCUGCCCCAAGCUCUGCAGGCUCUUGGUGGCUGGCAGAAUGAAAGUAUCAUAGAUGCUUUUGUGAGCUAUGCAGACUUCUGCUUUUCCACGUUUGGGGAUCGGGUCAAGCUCUGGGUUACGUUCCAUGAGCCCUGGGUUAUCAGCUAUGCUGGCUAUGGCACCGGAGAGCAUCCUCCAGGAAUCACUGAGCCAGGAGCAGCAUCGUACAAGGUUGCUCACACAAUUCUCAAGGCUCAUGCCAAGGUCUGGCAUUUGUAUAAUGACAAAUACCGUUCUCAGCAACUGGGAAAGGUGGGGCUGGUGCUGAACUCGGACUGGGCUGAACCCAAGACUCCAAGCAGCUCCGAGGAUGUGAGGGCAGCUGAGAGGUACCUGCAGUUCAUGCUUGGCUGGUUUGCUCACCCCGUAUUUGUUAAUGGGGAUUACCCUGAUAUCCUGAAGGCUCAGAUCCAGGAAGUGAACCAGCAGUGCUCCACGAAAGUUGCACAGCUGCCUGUGUUUACAGAGGAGGAGAAGUCCUUGGUGAAAGGGACUGCAGAUUUCUUUGGCCUGUCCCAUUACACCUCCCGCCUGGUCAGUGCCAGGACUAACGAGAUGUGUACACCAGGCUACGAGAGCAUUGGGAACUUCUCCUUGCAUGUAGAUCCUUCCUGGCCACAGGCUGCCUCUUCUUGGAUCCAUGUGGUCCCAUGGGGAUUGAGAAGGCUGCUGAAGUUUGUAUCCCAGGAAUACACAGGGUCAAAGAUCCCAAUAUACAUAGCAGGGAAUGGUGUGCCAACAGGAGACACCGGGGAUCUUCUCAAUGACACUCUGCGAGUGGAUUAUUUCCGCCGGUACAUUGAUGAGGCCCUGAAAGCGGUGAAACUGGAUGCUGUUGAUGUCCGCUCCUACAUUGCUCGAUCCCUGCUUGAUGGCUUUGAAGGCCCAGAGGGAUACAGCCUAAAAUUUGGGCUGCAUCAUGUGAACUUUGAAGAUAGCAACAGACAAAGGACUCCCAAGGCAUCUGCUUACUUCUAUUCCAGUCUUAUUGAGAAAAAUGGUUUUCCAUCCCAAGCCUUGAGCAGAUCUGCACCAGUGGUGUUUGACCGACCUGUGCCAUCAAAGCUGCCAAGUUUACCAGCAUCAGAAGUUCCCUCCAAGGCAAAAGUCGUUUGGCAGAAGUUUUCAUCCCAGACUGCCUUUGAAAGAGACAUGUAUUUUUAUGGGACAUUCCCAGAGGAUUUUACAUGGGGUGUGUCUUCCUCUGCCUACCAGAUAGAGGGAGGUUGGGAUGCUGAUGGCAAAGGACCCAGCAUUUGGGAUAACUUCACCCAUGUCCCAGGGAAUGUAAACGAUAACAGUACUGGAGAUACAGCUUGUGAUAGCUACAACAGGGUGGAGGAAGAUAUUUACAUGCUGAGAGCCUUAGGGGUAAAGAACUAUCGUUUUUCCUUGUCCUGGCCUCGAAUUUUCCCCACUGGAAGGAACAACUCAAUCAACAGCCAUGGAGUCGCAUACUACAACCACCUCAUUGAUGGACUGAUUGCAAACAACAUCACUCCAAUUGUCACUCUCUACCACUGGGACCUACCACAAGCUCUCCAGGACAUCGGUGGCUGGGAGAGCAACGAGCUGAUUGACCUAUUUAACAGCUUUGCAGACUUCUGUUUCCAGACCUUUGGGGACAGGGUGAAGUUCUGGAUUACAAUCAAUGAACCCAACAUCAUUGCCUGGAUGGGCUACGGCAAAGGGUUGUUCCCACCCAAUGUCAAGGAGCCUGGCAGUGCUCCCUACAGGGUUGCCCACAUCUUACUGAAAGCUCAUGCCAGGGUCUACCACACCUACGAUGACAAAUACAGAGCGAGUCAGGGAGGGGUCAUUGCCCUGUGUCCCUUCAUUAGCUGGGCCGAGCCAAAGACACUGAGUGACCCCAGGGACAUUGAAGCUGCUGACAGUUACCUGCAGUUUUUGGUGGGUUGGUUCACACACCCGAUUUUCAAAAACGGGGACUACCCCGAGGUCAUGAAGUGGAAAGUUGGGAACAGGAGUGAGCUCCAGAACCUGCCAUCGUCGCGCCUGCCGGUUUUCACAGCGGAGGAGCGGGAAUACAUCCGGGGCACGGCAGAUGUCUUCUGCUUCAACACAUACUCCACCAAAAUUGUAAAGUACUCAACAACACCUCUGACACCCUUCUCUUACGAGUAUGAUCAGGAAGUUUCACUAACAGUUGACAGCUCCUGGCCUUCCUCAGCUCUCCCUGACCAUCGGCCUGUGGCCUGGGGUCUGAGGAGGCUACUGAACUGGAUCAAAGAGGAAUAUGGAAACCCCCCAAUAUAUAUCAUUGAGAAUGGCGUGGGGAAAAAAGCCAAAUCAGAUGUUGAUGACAAUGCCAGGAUAUUUUACUACAAAACAUACAUUGAUGAAGCUUUAAAAGCUUACAAGGUAGAUGGUGUUAAUCUGAAAGGAUACAACGCUUGGUCUCUGAUGGAUAACUUUGAAUGGGUGGAUGGUUAUGAUCCAAGAUUUGGAUUGCACCAGAUUGAUUUUGACAACCCCAACAGGCCGAGGACGCCAAAGCGCUCUGCUGUGUACUAUGCUGAAAUCAUCCGCAAUAAUGGUAUCCCACUGCCCAAGGAAGAUGAAUUUUUAUAUGGAGAGUUUCCAGAGAACUUCCUGUGGAGUGCAGCAAGUGCAGCUUACCAGAUUGAGGGAGGAUGGAGAGCAGAUGGGAAAGGACUUAGCAUUUGGGACAAAUAUUCCCACACUCCCUUGAAAAUCGUCAACGACGCAACUGGAGAUGUAGCUUGUGACAGCUACCACAGGCUUGAGGAGGAUGUGGAAAUGCUGAAAAGCCUCAAGGUGUCUCACUAUCGCUUUUCAAUCUCCUGGCCUCGUGUUCUCCCAGAUGGGACCACCAGGUACAUCAAUGAAAAGGGACUGAACUACUAUGAAAGGCUGAUCGAUGCCCUUCUGGCAGCCAACAUUAUGCCUCAGGUAACUCUUUAUCACUGGGACCUCCCACAGCCGCUGCAGGACCUUGGUGGGUGGGAGAAUGAUACUGUAAUUCAGAGGUUUAAGGAAUAUGCUGAGGUCCUUUUCCAGAGGCUGGGGGAUAAAGUGAAAUUUUGGAUAACCUUCAAUGAACCCUACACCGCUGCCUAUCUUGGCUAUGGCGUUGGUACAGCUGCUCCAGGCAUCUGGGCUCGGCCAGGGCACGCUCCCUACGUGGUGGGACACAACAUGAUCAGGGCACACGCCGAGGUCUGGCACCUCUACAACGAGACCUUCCGGGCCAAGCAGGGAGGGCUCAUCUCCAUCACCAUCAACUCUGACUGGGCAGAACCACGCAACCCGCACAGCCAGGAGGACAUUGAAGCUGCCAAACGAUUCAUGGAGUUUUUUCUAGGUUGGUUUUCUCACCCCAUUUUCAAAAAUGGUGAUUAUAAUGAAGUGAUGAAAAGAAGGAUUCAGGAACGAAGUCUGGCUCAGGGCCUGAGCAAGUCCCGACUUCCAGAAUUCACUGAAAGUGAAAAACGAAGAAUUAAAGGCACAUAUGACUACUUUGGUCUAAAUCAUUAUACCACGGUUUUAGCAUACAACUUAAACUUUCCUAAGGAUGUUAUGUCAUUUGACUCUGAUAGGGCUGUAGGCACAGUGACCGACCGCACCUGGCCGAGCUCUGGUUCCGCCUGGCUGAAGAUGACACCCUUUGGGUUCAGAAAGCUCCUCAGGUGGAUAAAGGAAGAGUACAACAACCCUCCCAUUUAUGUGACUGAAAAUGGGGUCUCAGAAAGGGGAGCCUUUGAAUUCAAUGACACUUGGAGAAUGUAUUACUAUCGGACCUACAUUAAUGAGGCACUGAAAGCCAUUGUGCUCGACGGUGUCGACCUACGGGGCUACACUGCGUGGUCACUGAUGGACAACCUCGAGUGGGCAAUGGGUUAUGAGGAAAAGUUUGGGCUCUACUAUGUGAAUUUCUCAGACCCUGCCUUGCCACGGCGCCCCAAGGCCUCAGCCAAGUAUUACACACAGAUCAUAAACUGCAAUGGCUUUCCAGAUCCAGCAACAGGCCCUCAUCCCUGUCUGGAACAGGAGCCAGAAGUGACACCAACAGAGCCGACUCCAGGAGCAGCUGGCAGCGUGCGCUUUUUCGGAUUGGAUUUGACAUCCCAAGGUGCAGAAGUAGCACUCUAUGUGCUUCUUGCUAUUUCUGCAGUUGGAGCACUGGGCUUGGCUCUUUUCGCAUACACAUACAGAAAAUCAUCCAAAAGAUCCCAUAAACAAUCACACAUGGAACAGAGUAGUAAACUGUAA
Lonchura striata (white-rumped munia) is the source of this 5823-nucleotide messenger RNA. Lineage: Eukaryota; Metazoa; Chordata; Aves; Passeriformes; Estrildidae. The record is from RefSeq and is a predicted model, not a curated record.